Molecule: messenger RNA, 1620 nt
Organism: Exophiala viscosa
Lineage: Eukaryota; Fungi; Ascomycota; Eurotiomycetes; Chaetothyriales; Herpotrichiellaceae
Exons: 1
Coding region: 1-1620 (539 amino acids)
Biological process (GO): negative regulation of transcription by RNA polymerase II; regulation of nitrogen utilization; mitochondria-nucleus signaling pathway
Cellular component (GO): cytoplasm
Source: RefSeq, a predicted model, not a curated record
AUGCCGUGGCGCGCGGUGCCCGAGGUCCUGAAGUUGGACGCCAACAAAAUGCACGAAAUCGACCCUUCAAACGCCGUCAGCUUAAAAGCAAUGUGGACAAUGUUCUCCAAAUGCUCAGAUACAAUCCGAGAGGGUCAUCGCUAUGAAAACAUGAGUUGGCGAGUCUGGUCGAGAGAAUCUUUAUGCGUAACUCCCGCCGCAUCCCCACCGACCACGUCCCGCGUACCGUCGUUAUCGAAUUCCUUUUCAUCAGACGUCAGCUUGAGUGAGAAAUGUCUCGUACCGAGGUCGACAUCAUUUGGCCAGGAAGAUUGCGCUAGUUCGCUAUCCAAGUCGAAGCACCUGACCUCGGACACCUUGGAAAAAAUAAUGGUCACGAUACAAGAAAAGUCAGAAAUAUGUCCACUAUCUCCUUCUAUCGAAGCUAGUUUACCGGCACUUGCUGCUCAGCCCGAGCCAACCCCCGCCGCCAAAGCUGAUACCGAGAAAGAAUCUCGGCCUCUACAUGAUUCGACCGACUCUUGUAUUUCCAACACUACCAGCGCCACCAUCAGUACCACUGCUCGUAAGAGUGAGCACCGUGACUCCGAUACCUCUGUGUCUUCCGACGGUCUCAUCCGAUCAGGAUCUGUUGUACAUGGCUUCUCCCCUGCCGCGUCCUCAUUCCGUUCACGCAAAACGGACAACAUGCCGCCUCCAGUGACCUCGAAACUGAUUCCCAAACCUGCGAUCAAGCCCGGUAUGUUUACUCUUGGCGGAUCCUCCGAAGACGAGUCGUCUUUCGAACAAAGAGUGCUCUCGCAUAAACCGGCCCCUAUGAAAAGCUCGUUGUCUCAGAGUCUGAGUAAGACCAACCUGACGGUCAACGGCCAGUCUAAACUCCCCUCAAAGCGAACCUCAUUCAAGGAUGUAGUCGCGGAACGCAGAAUACAGGAAGACGCCGAGAACGAUGAGGGCGCCAUUGAAAGCAGUGACGAAGAGGAUGAUACGGACGAGGUUAUGGAAUCAGCCAUUGACGAAGACGAGGAAGAAGACGGCGAUGAAUGGGAAGACUCGAAUUCAGAUGACGGUAAGGUGGUGCAAGAACCUCAUCUCUUCCGCCGCGUCGACAGUCGUCCCGAUUUGGUAUCGCGUCGAUCCAUGUUGACUCUAGCACUCAACAAGUCUCAAACUGGACUGAAUCACGCAUAUUCUCAACCUGCAAUACAUCGGAAUCGAGCACUAUCAAGUCACGCUGAGCCCAUGGCAGCUUCACCCGAGGAAGAGGAUGGAAUGAUGAUGCAGAGCUCUGGUCGGCGUCCUAUUGAGAUCCCCCCUCCAAGUGCCUCUGGCAAGACGCUGGCACACUCCCCACGUACAACAAGACGCAACAUGCUGUCGACUGAACUGACCGAAUCCCUACGCAAGAAUCUACUCUGGGAGAGGCAGCAAAAAUCCCAGACUGCAAAUGCUUUCUUAAAGAGAAGCAGAAACGCCCAGAGUAUGGCAAAUCUACAAUCUCAUACGCUACCGAAUGCGGCACCUCAGCAACCACCACCCCUGCUGCAGGAAACAUCAAAGAACAACUCCUGGAACCACUAUUUUGAUAACCCUUGGGAGUACCAUGCCAAAGGCUGGUAA